This is a messenger RNA of Selaginella moellendorffii, 1204 nucleotides long. RefSeq names its product intraflagellar transport protein 46 homolog. Gene Ontology annotation, cellular component: motile cilium; centrosome; intraciliary transport particle B. NCBI's taxonomy places the organism in Eukaryota, Viridiplantae, Streptophyta, Lycopodiopsida, Selaginellales, Selaginellaceae. The record is from RefSeq and is a predicted model, not a curated record. The transcript is spliced from 10 exons. Gene Ontology annotation, biological process: intraciliary transport; cilium assembly. The coding region runs from base 37 to 1155 and encodes 372 amino acids.
CCUUUCUUCCCUAUGAAGCCCUAGAUUUCAUCGCGCAUGGCGUCAUCGCGGGUCUCCGGUGUCUCGGAUUUCGAAGGCUUGCUCCUGGACGACGAGGAGGAGGACGAUCUUUCGGAUGUGAUCGUGGCGUCGCAAAUGCAGCUAUCGGACAUUGGCGCUGGAUCGCAGGAGAGCGACGCGGAAAAGACGGUCAGGGAGAGCUCGCUUGCUGUCCCCGAGAGCGCGCUCGAGGAGGCGUUCGGCUUGAGUGCCAAGGGGUUUCGAGACGCGUUUGGCUUCCAGGAGAACAACAGUGUAGCUGAAGGUGAUCGGGUCCUUAGCCGGAGAUCAUCGCAAAGAACUCCUGCGGAUGCUAGUGUUCGAACUGAGAUGUUUUUCCAACCCGAGAAGGAUGCAAGCGUCCAAUCAAACAGUGAAGAGGAUUCCAUAACGAGCAGAAGCUAUCCAAACGAUAGCUUGUUUAGUGAUUUUCCAGCUCAGAAGAAAUCCCAUCCCGCAACAAUUGAGCGCAAUCGGCCCUCCAAACUUAGUGAAGAGAUCGAAGGUCUCUUUCAGCUCAUCCAUUGCUACAAGCCUAAGGAACUGGAACUGCGGACAAUCCUGAAACCUUUUAUUCCGGACUUCAUUCCGGCUGUUGGUGGAGUGGACGAAUUUAUCAAGAUUCCACGCCCCGAUGGGCAGCCUGACUUCCUUGGUUUGAAAGUUCUAGAUGAACGCGGACCCAAGCAAAGUGAUCCUGCGGUGAUAAACUUACAGCUGCGGGCUUCAUCGAUGAAAUCAAACCUCCAUCCCCUUCAAGUGGCAUCAGUCGAAAAUCCCGAGAAGAAUCCGAAAAAGCUGGAUUCAUGGAUCAACAGUAUCAAGGAGCUACAUCGAAGUAAGCCGCCUCCUUCGGUUUCAUACUCGAAGCCAAUGCCUAGCAUUGACAAACUCGUGCAGGAAUGGCCUGUUGAACUAGAGAAGAUACUUACAGCCGUUGAACUGCCAACAGAGAAGCUGGACUUGGACAUUGGCACAUUUUCAGAUGUGUGCUGCUCGAUCCUUGACAUUCCUGUCUACAAGAGCCGCAUUGAAUCUCUACAUGUAAUGUUCUCCUUGUUCCUCGAGCUUAAGAACAGCAUGCCUUUCCCAGAUGAGUGGGCCAGUAAGCGGUAAACAGUUCUCAUGCAGAUUAGAACUAAUGUAAAAUGAGAAGGAAUUUUGU